AUGUAUGAUGAAAUUGGGUGCUCAAGAUUUUUGCAACAAAACCCCUCAUACGAUGGACGGGGUGUUGUAGUGGCUGUGUUUGACACAGGUGUAGAUCCAGCUGCCGCUGGACUGCAGACUACCACAGAUGGAAAGCCAAAAGUGAUUGACAUUAUUGAUCCCACCGGAAGCAGUGAUGUGGACACCUCAAAAGUUGCCAAAGUCGAUGCAGAUGGAAAUCUUAGCCUUCUGUCAGGCCGAACAAUGAUUGUACCAGAAUGCUGGAAAACAACUUCGGAGACCGAAUUCCACAUCGGAAUUAAACGGGUGUAUGAGCUUUGCCCGGAGGUUCUGAAGAAACGACUACGCCGCGAAGCGAAGGAAGAUUUUGAAAUGAAGCACAAUCCGAUACUAACCCAGGCGGUACAGGACAUGCAUGAAUGGGAUAGCAAGCACCCCAAUAAAACACCCUUAAAUGCGGAGGAGAGAAAGACUAAGGCAAACUUUGCGGACGCAAAGGAAACGCUGGAGGGUAUUGCUAAGGAAUAUCAGGACUGUGGGCCAGUUGUAGACUGUAUCUUGUUUGCAGCUCCAUCUGAUUCAGAGGGCAAAUGGCUGUGUUGUGUCGUGCAACCCACGUGCAUGUCACUGGAGGAUGCAAAGUUGAUGCUUGAAUACAGAUAUCGGCAGGAGUACGGGCGCUUGUCAGAGGCCAGCAUGGUCAACUACUCAUUCAAUGUCUACUGCGAAGGUGAUGUGCUGAGUGUCGUCACCACCAGCGGUGCACAUGGCACUCAUGUAGCCUCUAUACUGGCUGCCCACCAUCCGGAUAAUCCGAAAACCAACGGGAUCGCACCCGGAGCUCAGAUCAUCUCAAUCAAGAUCGGGGACACGCGAUUGAAUGGAAUGGAGACAGGGACAGGCGUGGCACGUGGGUGGGUGGAAACUAUCCUCAAGAAGGCCGAUUUGGUUAACAUGAGUUAUGGCGAGGACGCCGCUGUGUGCAAUCACGGAUACAUCACAGAGCUUGCCAAUCAUGCUGUACGCGAGAAUGACAUCGUCUUCGUCACUAGUGCAGGUAACAGUGGCCCUGCGCUGUCCUCGGUGACAGCCCCAGGCGGAACCACUAGUGAGUGCAUCUCUGUGGGCGCGUGUGUCAGCCAGCCCAUGGUGGAUGCUGAGUACUGCAUGGCCGGCAGUAUAGACGCCCCCACUCAGUACACCUGGUCCUCUCGUGGGCCGGCCACCAACGGCUCAGCAGGAGUCACCCUCAGUGCACCCGGUGGAGCCGUUGCAUCGGUACCAAAUUUUACGCUGAAUUGCUCACAGCUCAUGAAUGGUACAUCUAUGGCUUCACCCAAUGCGUGCGGAGGAGUCGCACUCCUGCUAAGUGCGCUGAAGCAGAAAAAGGCUCUGUAUACUCCACAGGCAAUCAAAAGCUGCCUUGUCGCAACUUGCGAACCGAUCAAAGGCGUGGAAUCCCACGCUCAGGGUGCUGGUAUCAUGCAGGUGGACCGGGCCUUAAAAGCGUUUUGCGGCGCACCAUUAUCGAAAAUGGACCAGAAUGCAUGGGCUGGUUACACUUCGCCCAGUCGGCAAUGCGGUUACGAUAUCUCUUGCAACUACCAUGGUCAUCCAAGUCGGGGUGGUAUUUAUCUACGAGAGACUUACGAGACAUCUCCUGCAACGACUACAUGCGCGAUUACUGUCAAGCCUUUCUUCUCGAAGAAAAUAUGUAACACGUUAAAGGUCGAUUUUGAGCUCAAGUUAAUGCUGGAGUGUGAGGCUGAUUGGGUAGCACCGCCAAAUCAUGUUGUUCUCAACUCAACCGGCCGCGUUUUCAAUAUUGAAGUGGAUAUGGACAAAGCUCGCGCCAUGAACUUACCUGGCACAUAUGCCACAACAGUGUACGCGUAUGACUCCGAUGAGGCCUCGGGACUGCCUCUGUUCAGUAUACCUGUCACCAUCAUGAUACCUUAUGCCAGUACCGAAAGCCAGCAUAUCGUAUCACAGCAAAGCAAUCGCAAUAGUAGAAUCGAUGCCGAUGUGCAGCAGUCGGAGAAGGUUGACUAUACAUUCAAUGACAUCGCAUACACACCCGCCCACAUGGAACGCCACGUUUUCAGUGUGCCCAGCGGUGCCACGUGGGCGGAUGUGACCGUCACUGUGACUUCAGGCACUCCAGGGUCGUCGAAGGUGUUCAUUCUUCACGCACAGCAACUGCAUGCGCAGGCCGGUCACUCGACGUCCGAGUACAAAACUCGACUUCCGGUCAAAGAAGGCAUUCCGUUGGUACGCUCGUUCCGUGUGAUUGGUGGAUCCACAUUGGAGUUGUGUGUGGCCCAGUUUUGGAACAGUCUCGGUGAUUGUUUGGUCAGCACACACAUUGAGUUCCAUGGAAUCAUGCCGAAUCUCGAGUGCGUUGCGCUGCAUGGUGAUGAUGAGGUGGUACGAGUAGACGCUUUCUGCAAAUUGCGUCCGGAAACGCUUGAUCCAACUGUGGUCCUGAAAGACAUUCGUCAGCACUUUAGGCCAAAAACUACCACUCUUCGGCCGCUUCCGAUAGAGCCCCGAAAUACCAUGCCUCACAAGGGUCCUGUGUACGAACUGCUGCUACAAUAUGAGUUCAACCAGGAAGAAUCAGAAAGCUCGCAAGUAACUCCCAGAUUCCCUUUGCUCAACGGCACACUGUAUGAGAGUGUAUUCCAACAGCAACUCUGCGUUAUAUUGGACAAGAAAAACCGUGUGCAUGUGUGGAGUGAUGCCUUCCCCAGCAAGUGCAAGCUUCCCAAGGGAGAGUAUAUCGCUCGAUUACAGGUCUGUUCGUACGACUUGGCACAACUCGAACGUCUACGAAAUAUGUUGCUGGUGCUCGAAACGAAAUUGCAGAAGGAUAUCCCAUUAGACGUCUACCCUACAUUCGAAAAAGCUGUAGUAAAGAGUUCCAACCACAAGUUCAAGAAGCGCUCCAUCCUUAAGGGUCAGACAGUCCCAGUAUUUAUCACACCCCCGCCUGCCGAUAAGUUGCCUAAAUGGGCCAAGGCGGGUGACACUUUGGUAGGUACGGUGACGUAUGGUAAACAAUGCGAUACUGCCGGAUGUGGCAAACGACCGCGUGGCUGGUCAUUGGUUGUGCAUGUGGCCCCAGUCAUCGUCAAAGAGAAUCCCAGUAAAGAUUCGCCCAAGAUUGAUGCAGAACCACUCGAAGCGCCGUUAGAUGAUUUCUCAUUGUCUGUGCUGAAGUACAAAGUAAAACUUCUGCCUGGAGAGUACAAGAAAGAUCAAGACAAGGCUACCACGAUAUACAAGGAUCUACAAGAGAGGCAUCCCACGCACUUGCCGUUGUAUGCUGCAUGGUUAGAGUGCCUCGACGCCGCUCCCUACAAGUCAAUCGAAGCAAUCUGCUUACCGACGCCAGAGGACUGCGAGUGGUCUAAUGGCAUUACGAUCUCUUCCGAAAUUCGACAAGCCACAAUAAAUUGUGCGACCGAGUUGAUCAGUCAGAUCGACCAGACAGCUUUGGCUGCGUAUAAUGGCAUCCAACAGGACCCCGAUGCAGCAGACAAGAAGAAAAUGGCCACUCAGAAAACACUGCUUAUCGAUGCUUUGUAUCGUAAAGCCCGUGCUUACGCCGCUGCACACUCAGAUGCAGAAAACUUGGCUGCUCAGUUCACAGAGACGUACGAACAGCUAUGCAAGUGGGUCGGUGACAAGGACAAGGCCGCGACAAGACGAGAUACGUUGGAGCUGGUAGAUCAUGUUCUUCACCAGCGCUAUGGUUCGGCUGUAAAGCUGGCCAUAAAGGUGCUCAAAUACUCUGUUGAUGGCGAUGUUGGCCGAUUAUUGAGCGAUUACAUCCGUGAUGUCCUAUCUUUGAAACUUGGCUGGUCUCAUUUGCAGGAGCAGAACGCUCAGGCCGUCUUCCGCAAUCUCCCCACGUCGAUGCCAUUGAUGUAAUAGAUCAUAACAUAGUUCCUAGAACACCAUAAACUUAACAUCCUAACGAAUGGAUGUAUAAUAUAUUGAGUCC
Messenger RNA from Sphaeroforma arctica JP610, 4009 nucleotides. RefSeq lists its product as hypothetical. The coding region runs from base 1 to 3936 and encodes 1311 amino acids. Gene Ontology annotation, molecular function: tripeptidyl-peptidase activity; serine-type endopeptidase activity. Gene Ontology annotation, biological process: proteolysis. The record is from RefSeq and is a predicted model, not a curated record. NCBI's taxonomy places the organism in Eukaryota, Ichthyosporea, Ichthyophonida. Gene Ontology annotation, cellular component: cytosol. The transcript is spliced from 26 exons.